GGUCCCGGAAGUGGCUGACACGUCUGGCUCGGAACGCCGAGGCCUCGCACAGGCGGGACGGCAAGCCGCCACUGAAUGCCACCCGGGAAGGGAAGCCGGAAGAGAACGCCACCCAGUACGCCGUCCUUGCCAUCGUGCCUGUCUUCUGCGUGAUGGGUCUCCUGGGCAUCCUCUUCUGCAACUUGCUGAUGAAGAAGGGCUACCACUGCACGGCCCGGAAGGACGAGGAGGGGGCCAAAGCCGAGAGGAACGGGAGCAGUUCCGCCUACCGGAUAGAAGACGCGAAUGAAGACACCAUCGGAGUCCUUGUGCGCCUGAUCACAGAGAAGAAAGAGAAUGCCGCCGUCCUGGAGGAAAUGCUGAAGGAUUACCACAGCAAACAGCUCAUGCAGCCGGUUUACAAGCCUGUGAACAAGUUGCAGCUCCUGCCUCAGUUCCCCCACCUCUGCCGGCACCAGCACCACCUGCACACAGUCCAGGGCCUAGCCACCCGCUCGGGCCCCACCUGCACCCGCUGCAGCCAGAGGAAGUGGCCGGAAGUACUGCUUUCCCCGGAAGCUGCCGCUGCGGCUGCCAACUUGACCGGCAGCGCCGUCGCCAAGCCGGCAAAGCCAGGAAGCAAGGCCGGCCGGCCGGGGGAGAUCACCCUCCUCUCCGUGGGCAGGUUCCGUGUUGCCCGCAUCCCUGAGCAGAAGCCAAGCCCCUCGGAAGUGAAAACCAUCUCUGAGAGUGCAGGAGCCGAGUCAACAGUGUCCCCCUACGCCUGCCUGGUUCCGGGGCAGAAACCGCUUGUUGGAAAUACCGUGAGGCCCAAAUGGCUUACGACGGGAGACGGCCAACAAGAG
Molecule: messenger RNA, 845 nt
Organism: Gekko japonicus
Lineage: Eukaryota; Metazoa; Chordata; Lepidosauria; Squamata; Gekkonidae
Gene: RELT
Product: RELT tumor necrosis factor receptor
Exons: 5
Biological process (GO): apoptotic process
Source: RefSeq, a predicted model, not a curated record